AUGGUGCUGGAGGUGGUUUACGUUGUUCGUCACGGGUACAGGAGCAACUGGUCCGUAGAUCCUUCAACUGGCCACUACGACUCGAACAUCCCCUCGCCGACUGGAAUCGUUGCAGACCCAGCCUUGGCUAGCUACGGCGUUGCCCAGGCGAAGCAGCUCGGAAAGCAUCUGAUCUCGCUCUCGCCACCGGUGGACAAGAUCUACAGCUCACCUUUCUAUCGCUGCAUCCAAACACUGCAACCAUUCACGACGGAGCUCAGCAAGAUAGACCCCAAGAAGGCCACUAUCAACCUCGAGCGUGGUGUGGGCGAGUUCUACGGCCAGGCACGCUUCGACCACCCUUCACCAGCUACCAUCGAAGUCCUGAACGAGCAUUUCCCGAAUCUUCAGCAAGACCGAGAAGCCAUCAUCGUACCGAGCACCAAAGGCGAAAGCAUCCCACAACUCCACGACCGCGUGGCAUACUGUCUUUCGCAUCUCAUCGCCGCGGCGGAUGCAGAUCCCAAUGGUCCCAAAGCAAUCCUGAUAUGCUCGCAUGCCGCAGCCAUGAUCGCCAUCGGCCGCGUGCUGACCGGAAACAUGCCUGAGGACGACACCGCCGAGGACUUCAAUUGCUUCACCGCCAGCUUCAGCAAGUUCGUGCGUCGUGGCAAGGCUCAGGAGAACCCAGACUUCUCCGCAGUAAAAGGCAGCUGGGAUCCCGCCGUGGCGGAGAAGGUACCGGAUGUGAAGUGGAGAGGCGGUGCCGGUGUUGGCGGAGGAUGGGAAUGCGAGGUCAAUGGCGACUGCUCCUUCCUGGAUGGUGGAGAAGAGAGAGGCUGGUAA
Messenger RNA from Zymoseptoria tritici IPO323, 825 nucleotides. RefSeq lists its product as uncharacterized. The coding region runs from base 1 to 825 and encodes 274 amino acids. NCBI's taxonomy places the organism in Eukaryota, Fungi, Ascomycota, Dothideomycetes, Mycosphaerellales, Mycosphaerellaceae. The transcript is spliced from 2 exons. The record is from RefSeq and is a predicted model, not a curated record.